This is a messenger RNA of Microdochium trichocladiopsis, 1867 nucleotides long. RefSeq names its product fungal-specific transcription factor domain-containing protein. Bases 10 to 1638 code for a protein of 542 amino acids. Gene Ontology annotation, biological process: positive regulation of transcription by RNA polymerase II. Gene Ontology annotation, molecular function: transcription cis-regulatory region binding; zinc ion binding; DNA-binding transcription factor activity, RNA polymerase II-specific. Gene Ontology annotation, cellular component: nucleus. Lineage: Eukaryota; Fungi; Ascomycota; Sordariomycetes; Xylariales; Microdochiaceae. The record is from RefSeq and is a predicted model, not a curated record. The transcript has 5 exons.
CUGGCCCGAAUGGAGGCAGCACCGCCGAGACAGCAGCACCUCGCGACCAUCCCGCCUGCAGUCCGCAAAUCGCAAGGCUGCUGGACCUGCAAAGCCCGCAAGAUAGGAUGUGACCGCGGCGUCCCGGAGUGCAACAACUGCCGCCGCUCUGCGCGACGCUGCCUGGGCUACGGCAUCCGCCUCACCUGGCCGGAUCAGCACGAUGGCCGCCGCAGGCCCAGUGGGCACCCCUCGCCUGCCAUGAGCGGCAUCCCGCCAGCCAGCUCUCCUCCUCUCUACGCCACACAGUUCCUUCACUUCACGUACAUGGACAUCGCUAGUCAGUAUGCAGGGACCAGCUUCUACAAGCACAUUGUCGUGCCCCAGCCGAGGCCAUGCCGCGUCAUCCCGCUUUUUCGUGACUUACACGAGAGGGAGUCUCGUUUGUUGCACUACUAUAGGGACAAGCUCUCCAAGAUGAUUUCGACGAUUGAUGCCGGCAACGGGUUCCGCGAUGUGAUUUUGCCCAUGGCCCUGGUCAUGCCAGACCUCGUGAUCUCCCGGGCUCUCCUCAACGCGGUGCUUGCAGUGGCGGCAUGCCAUCUCUGGGGCAGCCACGAAGCACUCCUCUACAAAGCCAGAGCCAUCCGCGCCCUGUCUUACGCGCUGAGGGAAAACCGCCACGAGGCCCUCGAGGCACAGCUCGCUGCAUCGAUGAUGCUCUGCGUUUAUAAUGUUUUCGACGAGCAGGAAGGGAACUGGAAUCUGCAUCUGAGCGGCGCUGCUCACAUUCUACAACUGUACGGACCAGCCGUCAGUAAGGGACCAGGCCAACAGUUUCUCUCCACCUGGCUGCUGUAUCACGAAGUCCUCGGCGCCUAUAGCCAACCAUUCCAGGAAGCGGCUCCAAGGUCGUUUGUCCUAGACAUCAUCCGAACCUCCAACCUCGAUACGAGCCUGAUUAUCGGCUCCCUGGGCUGUUCAGUGGAGGUAAUGGAGGCCAUCCAUUUCGGGAACACUUUCCGGGCUCUGCAGCUUCGGCGGCGCCGUCGUCGUGGGUCUGCAUCGCACGACGACGACGUCCAGCUACGCCAAUGGCACAGAACCUGCACAAACCUCGAGUCCCUCCGGCAGCAUGUAGACCCUCAGGCAGAGACCAGCCUCAUGACCCACGACCGAGCCCAUGUCCUCGCGACCGCAGAGCUAUAUCGGCUCGCGGCACUCGUCUAUCUGCACCAGGUCCUUCCCGAUGAUGAUGACCACGACCUGAGCACGGAUUUCAUGGCAGCACAACAGCGACAGCGACAGCAACAGCAACAGCACCUCGACCAAGCAUUCGCGGUCCUCCGCAGCCUCGACACCUGCACGAGCCCAUGGCCCUUGUUCGUGCUCGCAUGCGAGGCCGGCACCAACGGCACCGACAAGGCCCCCGACGACAGCGACCACCGGCGUGUCGCGAUCCUCCAUGCCCUCGACAAGAUGGACCAGCGCCGAAACAUAGGCAACGUCUUUGUCCUCAGGCGCAUCAUCGAGUCGUUCUGGAAGCAGCGGGACUUGCGCCAGGGUCGUCGUCCCAGGCGACGACGCACCAGCGGCGGCGGCGAUCUGAGGUGGUGGGACGUUGUUGAUGUCAGGCAUGCGGCGCCAUGGUUCAUAUGAUGAUAUCCUAGAGGACCCAGCCCCGGUCUUGUGGUUUCGCCGCCGGGCGCAACAGCGACGACUGACAUGUCAAGAACCAUUGGAUGACGCGAUGCGUUGGCCAUAAUUGGUGGCUUGAAUGGCACUUUAUCCAAGAAUGUCUCUCGAGACUAUGGUUGUUCAAAAUUCACGUCUGAGCAGCCAACGGUGCAGAAGAUAUAUAUAUAUAUAGCCACUGGCGUUCAUGGGG